UCAGCCUCUAAUCACUGCUUUAUUGGUGGGUGGGGCUUCAGGGUGGGACACAGUGUAUCACUCUAUAACCAGGCUUAUCAAGCUCGAGCUAGGCUAUUUUACAGGCCUGUGAAAUGACACGGCCUCCAAUGAAUCUGACACCAAAUGUGGAUCGUCCCCACACUUUGCAGCCACCUGCAGAAGGUCGUCACCAUAAAAAAUUCCUUGAUGCGCUGGGCGCUGCUAUCUUGUCCUUUUCAUGAUACGGGCAACCUCAAGUAUAUCGUAUAUCCCAGGCACCGCUUUAAUCCAAUUUACAAUGAUUACGAAAGCCCUUGUCGUGAGCAGCCCCGGCGGUGAGUUCGUUUAUACUGACGUGGAAGUCGACGAAGACAUUCGUGCCACCGAGGUACUUGUCCAGAUUGUUGCGACGGGAGUCUGUCACACCGAUAUCAAUUUUGGCCAACAUGAUAUUGAGGGGAUGUUCCCAGCUAUCUUGGGGCACGAAGGUCAGUAGGCCUCCACCUUGUUAUUGCACCAUUAACAGGUAUGCAUCACAGGAGCGGGAAUUAUCUCGAAGGUUGGAUCAAGAGUCUCCAAUUUCCAAAAAGGAGAUUGUGUCAUUCUCAGUUACACAAGUUGCGGAGAAUGCAAGUAUUGUGUCCGGAAGGAGACAAGCUUCUGUAAUGAUUGGGAACUCGAUAACUUCGGAAUAGGUAGAGGUUGGGAUGGUAGUAAGGCUUAUGGAUAUCCACCUGGUGAAGACGAAUUAUCUGAGACAAAAAUCACAAGUCAUUUCUUUGGACAAAGUUGUGAGUAAAGUUCUAGAAUCAGGGAACCCAGUUAACUUUCAACAGGUUUCUCAAGUUUCGCGGUGGCUGAUGAAAGAUGUUGCAUUAAGGUCGGGGAGCCUGGGAAUGUUGACGUGGAUCUCUCGUCACUGGCACCUCUAGGCUGUGGCAUCUUGACAGGUGCUGGUGGUAUGUUUCUCUAGCUUCCUGUUUCCAAAAAAGAAGGAAUACUAAAACAAAGGUGGUAGCAAUGCUUAACGUUCUCAAACCAUCCCCGGAGGACAUCGUAUGCAUCAUUGGAGCUGGUGCCGUAGGGUUGGCGGCCAUCAUGGCUCUUAACUUUCUUAAAACGAAGCCUAAACAAGUCAUCGUCGUAGAUAUCGUUGAAGAGAGGCUAGAACUGGCCAAAAAAUAUGGAGCAACACACGCCAUCAAUUCAACGAAACAUAAAGAUCUACCAGGUGCGCUGAAGCGAGUAACGAACUUCGAUGGGGUUGAUGUUUCAAUCGACACUACCGGUAGAUCAGAAGUGCUUCAAGACUUACUGGAAGCAACCGCUAAAUUGGGGACAGUAUGCAGCGUGGGAGUAGGAAAGGUAUGUUCAGCCUCCUGUAGUUAUAUCCCGGCUCAAACUCUUACUAAAUGAACAGCUUGAUGCCGAUGUGUCGGUAAACGUGUUUAACGCAGUUAAUACUGGACGAAAGUAUGUAGGUUGCUGCAUGGGAAAUUCCUACCCACCCGAUUUCAUCCCGAAACUUAUACAAGGCUGGAAAGAGGGAAACUUUCCUUUUACUGAUUUAAUCACGAGAUACGAUGCAGCAGAUAUGGAGAAGGCCAAAGCGGACAUCUUGAGUGGAAAGGUUGUGAAAGCAGUUCUCACUUGGGGAGCCCCCGCGCUAACCUCAAACAUCUGACGACCUACCAAUUACAUUUCAAGGGAAUAUAGAUACGAUAGAUUAUCAAAUUAGUGGCAAACACAUGCAUUGAUUAAGGUAUGAAAGUAUGAAAUAUAAGUUCAACAUUGAAAAACCCGCUUCCGAAGCCAGUUGAGGUAAUAUCACUUCCGAGAUCAGCGUAUUGCAGAGUCCUUCUGCAUACCAAUCUUCUCCCUCGCGCCACGAAUUAACCCCACAUGCAGGGACAACAGGUCUAUAAUCAGCCUGUAAUGCACUAUCUUAUCAUCGUGUGACGUCAAAAGAAACUUCCUAUCAGCUCAUCUGUGUCCUUUACUUGAAGUCAAGUAAGACAUUCAAUACAUGCAGCUUGCAUCUUGCAGCUACAUUCUUUUAUCAUGCCAUAUGUA
Sclerotinia trifoliorum is the source of this 2073-nucleotide messenger RNA. NCBI's taxonomy places the organism in Eukaryota, Fungi, Ascomycota, Leotiomycetes, Helotiales, Sclerotiniaceae. The record is from the annotation of a GenBank genome assembly.